This is a messenger RNA of Oncorhynchus kisutch (coho salmon), 6106 nucleotides long. Its product is annotated as ubiquitin-protein ligase E3A. Gene Ontology annotation, molecular function: ubiquitin protein ligase activity. The transcript has 14 exons. The coding region runs from base 640 to 3300 and encodes 886 amino acids. Gene Ontology annotation, biological process: protein polyubiquitination. The record is from RefSeq and is a predicted model, not a curated record. NCBI's taxonomy places the organism in Eukaryota, Metazoa, Chordata, Actinopteri, Salmoniformes, Salmonidae.
CUAGCUAACACCGGGGAUACUAUUGGACUGCAAUUUACUGUCCGAGGUGAUUCCGUAAACAGCGUGAAAAACAUCUCCAAAAUAUUCAUACACGUUUGCAGUGAUUUGACUGUUUCCUUAUUUGUUUAACUCCGUAUCCACCCUCCAGUUGUUGACAUGUCCAGUUUGACAUAAUAUGGGUUUCACUUCGAUUGAACUAGAAUCAUCUAGCUUCUUCUCAACUCGCUGCUGCUGUGGUGACAGUUCAGGGGCCCGUUUGAUGUGAACUAACGUCCGACUAGCUUGUGUUUGUCAACAAUGUCGCAACAUUGUAAUCAUUACGCCGAUACUGUCGCAACAUUGUAAUCAUUACGCCGAUACCGUUGCAAAGCAUUUUGGCAACAGAAACCGUUUAGUCUAAAUGGGAAACGCGAACGAGAGUUUCCAUUGGACAAAUUCCCCAGUAGGUCCCUCCCCGUGUCGUUCCGUUAGCUUCCGUUUGGUUCUUAAACGGUAAACCGUUUCUGUAAUGAAUACACCCCAACCUAAAUAAAGUAAUGUUGCAACAAUUGUAAUGAGUUUGUUGACAUCCGGGUGCUGUAGAAUAUUAUCUUCCAUGUAAGCACGAACCAUAUUCUGAAUGACGAAGCAAGACUUACUAUGUCGAAGGAAGCAAAUGAAUAUGAGAGUCCAGUUACCUACAUCACAGAGCACACUAAACCAAGCCGAAUGAAGAGAGCGGCUGCAAAGCAUCUAAUUGAGCGCUACUUUUGCCAGUUAACAGAGGGCUGUGGAAAUGGGGCCUGCACGAAUGAGUUGUGUGCUUCGUGUCUUGGUUUUCAACCGCUGGAUCACAACGCGGCGGCCAUCAGAGCCCUGGAGCUCUAUAAAAUGAAUGCCAAACUGUGUGGUCGUCACUCUGCUGCCUUCCCUGACAACAGCAGUGCCAAAGAAACCCACCCUACCUUAUUGGGCGAUCGUCACGGGAAGAUGCCAGACCACGAAGACAACCUGUUUCCUCCUAGGGAAGACUUCAGAGAGGUGCAUUACCUGACCGAGGAGAAGGUGUAUGAGAUCCUGAGUAUCUGUGAGGGGAAGAAGGACUACUCUCCUCUGAUCCGAGUCAUCGGGAGGAUCUUCUCCAACGCUGACGGGUUGGUGCAGAGCUUCAGGAAAGACAAGGAGCAGCACCCCAACACCAAGGAGCAGCACCCCAACACCAAGGAGCAGCACCCCAACACCAAGGAGCAGCGUAAGACCCACCAGGCCAACGAUGAGGACAAGGAUGAGGACGACAAGGAGAGAACCACCGCCAUGGAGCAGGAAUCAGAGGCCUCGGCGUCCAUGGAGGGAGCGACGGGAUCGACGGAGAACAGACUGGGUCCUGUGGAGGUCUCAGUGGACAUAGAAGCUGUGAGGAGAGUGUACGACAGACUCCUCUCCAACGAGAAGAUGGAAUCGGCCUUCCUCAACGCCCUGGUCUACCUAACUCCCAACGUAGAGCUGGAUCUAACCUAUCUAGACGUGUACGACACCAACCCAGACUACCUAAACAUCUUCAUCAUCGUGAUGGAGAACAGCAGCCUCCACAGCCCAGAGUACCUGGAGAUGGCCAUGCCUCUGUUCUGUAAGUGCAUGAGUAAACUCCCUCUGCCUGCCCUGGCCAAGCUGACGCGCCUGUGGUCUCAGUACAGUGUAGAGCACAUCAGACGUAUGAUGGAGACCUUUCAGCAGCUCAUCACCUACACGGUAAUCAGCAACGAGUACGACAGCGACAGUCUGGUCAACGAUGAUGAGUGUGUGGUGGCUGCAGCCAAGUGUCUGAAGCUGGUGUUCUAUGCCAACGUCCUGGGAGGAGACCUGGAUACGGGUCACAAUGAGGAGGAGGAGCCUGCAUCAGAGUCCAGCGAGCUCACCCUGCAGGAGCUCCUGGGGGAGGAGAGGAGUAACAAGAAGGGGCCCCGGGUCGACCCUUUGGAGAAGGAGCUGGGCGUCAGGACCCUGGACUGCAGACGACCCCUCAUCCCCUUCGAGGAGUUUGUCAACGAGCCGUUGAACGAUGUUCUAGAGAUGGACAAGGACUUCACCUUCUUCAAGGUGGACUCGGAGAGUAAGUUCUCCUUCCAGAGCUGUCCCUUCAUCCUCAAUGCCUGCACCAAGAGCCUGGGACUGUACUACGACAACCGCAUCAGCAUGUACAGCGAGAGGAGGAUCACAGCGCUCUACAGCCUGGUACAAGGACAGCAGCUCAACCCAUACCUCAGGCUCAAAGUACGACGAGACCACAUCAUCGACGACGCCCUCGUCAGGUUGGAGAUGAUCGCCAUGGAGAACCCAGCGGACCUGAGGAAGCAGCUGUUUGUAGAGUUUGAAGGAGAGCAGGGCGUCGACGAGGGAGGAGUGUCUAAAGAGUUUUUCCAGCUUGUCCUCGAGGAGAUGUUCAACCCUGAUAUUGGCAUGUUUACGUACGAUGAGUCCACCAAGCUGUUCUGGUACAACCCGUCCUCUCUGGAGAACGAGGCCCAGUUCACCCUGAUAGGCAUCAUCUUGGGCCUGGCCAUCUACAACAACUGUAUCCUGGAUGUUCACUUUCCCAUGGUGGUCUACAGGAAACUGAUGGGAAAGAAAGGCACCUAUCUGGACCUGACAGACUCACACCCGGUUCUGUACCAGAGUCUGAGGGAGCUGCUGGAGUACGAGGGGGAUGUGGAGGAGGACAUGAUGAUCACCUUCCAGAUCUCACAGACUGACCUGUUUGGAGACCCCAUCACUUAUGACCUGAAGGAAAACGGGGACAAGAUACCUGUUAAUGCGGACAAUAGAAAGGAGUUUGUCUCUCUGUAUAGUGAUUACAUACUUAAUAAGAGUGUGGAGCGCCAGUUCAAAGCCUUCAGAAGGGGCUUCCAGAUGGUCACCAACGAGUCGCCUCUCAAGUGUUUAUUUAGACCUGAGGAAGUGGAGCUACUGAUCUGUGGAAGCAGGAAUUUAGACUUUCAAGCGCUUGAAGAAACGACAGAGUAUGACGGAGGCUACAGCAAGGAUUGUCGCAUUAUUAAAGACUUCUGGGAGACGGUGCAUUCGUUUGGUGAGGAGGAUAAGAGACUGUUCCUCCAGUUUACUACGGGGACUGACAGAGCACCCGUAGGAGGGCUGGGAAAGUUAAAGAUGAUCAUCGCCAAGAACGGCCCCGACACAGACAGGUUACCUACUUCUCACACGUGUUUUAAUGCUUUGCUGCUCCCUGAAUACGAUUCAAAGGAGAAACUGAAGGAGAGACUUCUCAAAGCCAUCACUUAUGCCAAAGGAUUUGGAAUGCUGUGAAACAAGCAAAAAUGACAACUCUGCAAAAACAAAACAAAAACUUCCUGGCUUCAGUUCAAUGGUUUUAUGUUUUGUAAUGGAGAAGGAAAGAAUUAUACAAUGAUGCAACAGUUGAAAUUAAUGUGGCAUUACGACAAGGAAGUGCUCCAGAGACUGUGUGCCUGAACUGCAAAUAGACUCAACUAGCAGAGAUUCGAUCUAGCCCCCCUCAGAUCCAUUUAAUAUACGUAGAACCUCUCCUUACAUUCUAGGUUAUUCAAGCUGUUGAAAUCAGUUAUAAUUCUUACUGGAGCUCGCUGGGUUUAUUUGAUGUGUAAAAAAAAAAAUUAAGAAGAAGAAGAAGCAGGUUAUCAUUGAUUGUUGUGAAAGUGCACUUAACUAGACCUUCUGAAUGUUAGUGAAUGGAAUAUACAUUACUGUAUACUGCCAUCUUAGGACAUUUUGUUAGUUUAUGAUAUUCUUUAAUGCCAGCAGUGUUGUCGGUAACACUUCCUAAUAUAAUACCCUCUUCAUAAUGCAUUGAAAAGUACAUUUAUGAGCUAUGCAUAAUGCAUUAUAAUGCCUUCCAGGUGUUUUAUAGCUGCUCAUAGACCUCUAUACUGCUUUGUUGCAAGUUUUAUUGUCACGUGCACAAGUACUGUGAAAUACUUUUUCACUGUACUUGAAGGGGGGUGUUCAUAUGACGUGUUAGCGUGGUGUCGCGUAAGGCACAGGACUAUUCUAACCAGUACACCAACACAGUGUUCCUGCUCUGCUGUAAGCUAUGCAAGUGGGACCCUAUUCCCUACAUAGUGCACUACUUUUCACUAGGGCCCCUACAUAGGGAAUAGGGUGCCAUUUGGGGCGCCUUUUAUGUAUGAUGGCGUUGCAUCGUCGUCUGUACCUGCUGCCUCUUUGGCAAAUCUCCCUGCUACUUUUGGCUGCGGUUCCUGCACUCUUUCUAAUGUGUUGAAUAGCUGUUCAAUACGUAUAUGUUUUUUGCAAUGUUCAUUUUGUUUUGCCAGACAGAGCAGAACUCUCUGACGGAGUGCUUUCAGUUUUUUGUGUUUUAUUUUAGUGCAUGGUCACAGACACAAAGUAAGUCAUUCGUUUUACAAAAGCUCCAGUGAAUUGUCAGGUCAUGUUAGUUCUUUGGUAGCUGUACUCUCACUUACAGUUGCAAAAAAAAUUGGGGGGGGAAAUGCUUUACCCAAAAUCCCUUGGUUUUCCAGAAAUCCCUUGGUUUUACAGAAAUCCCUUGGUUUUACAGAAAUCCCUUGGUUUUACAGAAAUCCCUUGGUUUUACAGAAAUCCCUUGGUUUUACAGAAAUCCCGGUUGGAAGAGUCCCAGAAUCUGGAGGGAAUAAAGAGGAAAUCCAGGAUCUUCCAACCAGGAGUUUUGGAAAACCUGGGAACGGUAGCAGAAUUCUGCAACCCUAAUCUGACUUCACAGUUCAUCUGACCCAUAUAAUGUGAAAUAUUGACUUGGAGGAAAGUGUUUUAUAAUAAUACCACUGAAUUGACACAUCAAUGCUCAGAACAGCGUGUUAUUCUCGGAAGUAUUUUUGGUUCGUUAGUGUUUGAUUUGGUGUGACUGUGGUUUGGUUUUCAUUAUGCUAUAUACCUGAAAGCCUGCCAAGCCAUGCAGAACAUUUUUGGUUUAAUAUCCAAUAAUGUGUACAACAGUCUUGGCAGGAAGGGUUUAAUGGUUUGGUUUAAUAUCCUGUGAUGUGUACAACAGUCUUGGCAAGAAAGUUCAUUCAUAAAGGAUUCAUUCCCCAUGUUGUUUUACUGCCUGAAUUCAAAAUAGAUUCAAUAUGAAUGAUUUUUUUCCCACCCUUUUACAUACAAUACCCCACAAUUUUAGCAAAUGUAUUAAAUAAAAUCGAUGCAAUUUACAUCAGUAUUCACACCCCUAAAUCAAUACAUGUCAGAAUCCCGUUUCUGAAUAAGUCUGUAAGAGAUUUGCACACCUGGAUCGUACAAUAUUUGCACAUUCUUUAAAAAUUUUUUAAAGUUCUGUCAAUUGGUUGUUGAUAAUUGCUAGACAGCCACUUGAACGUCUUGCCGUAGCUUUUCAAGCAGAUUUUAAGUCAAAACUGUAACUAGGUUCCUCAGGAACCUUCAAUGUCAUCUUGGUAAGCAACUCCAGUGUACAUUUGGCCUUGUGUUUUCGGUUAUUCUCCUGCUGAAAGGUCAAUUUGUCUCCCAGUGUCUGUUGGAAAGUAGACUGAACCAGGUUCUCUCUAGUCCUUCCUGAUGACAAGCAUACCCAUAACAUGAUGCAACCGCCACUAUGCAUAACACAUAUUGAUUAUAUGAAGAUUAGUACUUACUUAGUGAUGUGUAGAAUUUGCCCCAAACAUAACACUUUUUAUUCAGGGUAUAAAGUUAAUUUCUUUGCCACAUUUUUUGCAGUUUUACUUUUAGUGCCAUGUUGCAAACAUGAUCCAUGUUUUGGAAUAUGUUUAUUCCAUACUUAGGCUUACUUCUUUUACCUUUUACUCUGUCAUUUAGGUUAGUAUUGUAGAGUUACUACAAUGUUGUUGAUCCAUCCUCAGGUUUCUCCUUUCACAGCCAUUAAACUCUAACUGUUUUAAAAGUCACCAUUGGCCUCAUAGUGAAGAAUCUCUAUUUAAUCUGUUUUCAAUUCAGGCUGUAAGACAAGAUGUGGAUAAAGUCCAACGGCUGUGAAUACUUUCUGAAUGAGAUUUGUAUUUAGCUGCCUGGUUUAUUUUGAUAUUAAUGGAAAUUAAAGAAAGUACAAACAUUUUAAUUAAACACUUGAUGUGUCAACAUAAUGCAAAAUAAAAUAAUACAUUUUUAA